CAAUCAUUCGAUUUCCCCUUGAAAUGUCAUUUUAUAUUUACCAACAAUAACUGUGAAUGGUAAUUUUCCCAAUUGUUGGGUAAUAUUGUAAUACUCAGCAUAGCUCAUUGAACUUAGAUUUAAUAAACAAAAUAUGAAAGGGUAACCGUGACAACUGCACCAAAAUGUUCAUCUCUCGAUCGAUACCCCGACUGCUGAAAAACAGUGCCAGUGUGAAUGCCUUCACGAGGCAAAACUUCUGUGCUGAGGCGUUGAACACUGCGACAGUUCCCACAGUCCGAAGCAUCAAAGACAAGUGGAUAUCACGAUUCCAAACCGAGAACAUACCGGAAGCGGAUGCAUCUAUAACCAACAUUUUGGCACACGUCCUCAAGGUGCAGUGUCUCAGCGAUGUGAACAACCGUCACCAGGAAACGAAGCUGGACGAAUCCCAACUAGCGAAAAUCGAUGAGCUAUGCGAGUGCCGGCUGGCUCGGAUGCCGAUUCAGUAUAUCAUUCACGAGUGGGAGUUUCGCGAUCUCACGCUGAAAAUGAUCCCUCCGGUGUUCAUUCCUCGACCGGAAACCGAGGAGUUGAUAGAGCUGAUAUUACAACAGAUUGACGCCGAGAAGGAACUGAAGUUCCUGGAGAUUGGCUGCGGAACGGGAGCCAUCAGCCUGUCCAUAUUGAAGCACGUCCCGAAGGCCUCAGCGAUCGCCCUGGACCAAAGCACAUUGGCCUGCGAGCUAACUCUGGAAAAUGCCACACAGCAUGGCUUGACCGAGAAUCUACGCAUUUUCCGACACAAGCUAGUCGACAAACUUCCUACCGAGCUCGAAAGCCACAAGUUCGACAUGAUCGUCAGCAAUCCGCCGUACGUUCCUUCCAAGCAGUUGCUCGCUUUGGAGCCGGAGAUUAAAAUCUACGAAGACCUGCGGGCGCUCGACGGCGGUCCCGACGGAUUGACCGUGGUCAAAGCAAUACUAGACAUAGCGGGAAGGCAUUUGGAGCCCUCUGGCGUACUGUGGCUGGAGGUGGACAGUUCGCAUCCUCCGUUGAUUGAAAAGUAUUUGGAAGAGGCGGUUCCACAGUUAGGUUUGAAAUUUAUGUCGUCCUACAAGGACCUGUUUCGCAAGGAGCGAUUCGUAGAAAUAAUGAAAGUUUAAACAUGUUUCAAUGCAAUUGAAAAAUAAAUGCUUUAUGUUGAUGAUUCACAGUUAUAGCUAA
Messenger RNA from Aedes albopictus (Asian tiger mosquito), 1206 nucleotides. RefSeq names its product MTRF1L release factor glutamine methyltransferase (gene HemK1). Gene Ontology annotation, cellular component: mitochondrion. Gene Ontology annotation, molecular function: nucleic acid binding; protein methyltransferase activity. Bases 165 to 1145 code for a protein of 326 amino acids. Gene Ontology annotation, biological process: protein methylation. Lineage: Eukaryota; Metazoa; Arthropoda; Insecta; Diptera; Culicidae. The record is from RefSeq and is a predicted model, not a curated record. The transcript is spliced from 3 exons.